CCCAGGCGGCCGACGCGCCGGCUCCCGGCGGCGGCGGCGAGCGGGCGGUACGGGCGCUGCUGCAGCUGCCGACAGCUGCCGCCGCCGCGGACAGCUGCCCGCUGCUGGUGGUCGUCUCCGAGCCGGCCCUGCUCUGCUGGCAGCCGGCACUGCUGCUCUGGCUGUCCCUGGCCACUCAGCUGGCCAGCAGCUGAGUGGCCCGGCGCCGCCGCCACUACCCCAGCCGCCCGAGCCGCCGCCGCCGCCGCCAUGGAUGUGCCCCGGCCGCAAGGACACUCGGGUACCUCGCGAUCGGCACGGAGCCACACCACGGAGAGGAACCUACCCGCAGUGUCACCCAACACCUCCGCUGCGGCGGCCGUCUCCCCCACUCCGCCGGCGCCGCCCGCCGCUCCGACUUUGGCCUGGCUGCCGGCCCUGGAGCGUCUGGAGGUGCGCCUUCAGAUCAGCGCGGUCACCGUCACCGUUCCGGCCGGUCCAGAGAGCGGCGGCGGGGCGGCCGGGGACGCGGAGCGGACGGCGGACCCGCUCCCGGCCGCGGCCGGCCACCACCCGGCGCCGGUACCGGGCCGGGUCCGCAGCAGCAGCGACUCGGGCCACCGGUACUGCCUGCACGGACAGCUGGUCUCUGUGCUGCCGUCAGUCCGACUGGACAGCGCUGCGCUCAAAUCGGCCGCCCUGCCGACAGUGCCGGAGGUGCCCGUCCGACUCACCAGACCUUCAGCGGCCGCAGCCGGCUCCCAGCUGCGCUCGCCGAGCCAGACGCAGCAGGUGAUGUCGCCGUCGGUCGUGGUGGCGACCCGUGAUCGCUCGCGUACGUUCGCCGGCGCGCCCAUUGCAGAGAAGGGGUUCGCGCAUGCCCAUUGUAGAGGGGCGCGCCCCUUGCGGAGGCGGUACGCGCUACGCUGUAGACAGUAAUGCUUGUUGGGUAGCCCCUUUGCACAUUGUUUGUUCAUGGAUGUAAAUACAAGUUACAUGACUGAU
Amphibalanus amphitrite is the source of this 984-nucleotide messenger RNA. RefSeq names its product potassium/sodium hyperpolarization-activated cyclic nucleotide-gated channel 4-like. The transcript is spliced from 3 exons. The record is from RefSeq and is a predicted model, not a curated record. Bases 250 to 918 code for a protein of 222 amino acids. NCBI's taxonomy places the organism in Eukaryota, Metazoa, Arthropoda, Thecostraca, Balanomorpha, Balanidae.